AGACGGCUUAUAACAUGUACUGAUGAGUUGACCGCGGGUAGCUACCCCUCCAACCUCUCAAUUUCGCGCCUUUGAUAGCUUCAGGACUGAUGAUUGGGGCUUUUUGUCAAUAUUGCCGAGUCUUCCAUCGUGGCAGUCCUGAGGUAGGAACUCAUAAUGUCACGUCUUAGAACACUCGUUGCUUUGCUGGUGACUGAUGCUAUUGAAUUAUAGUGGCUCAACACGCUCUCCACCGCAACCACAUCUCUGGUAACUCUAUGGAAUCUGAACUUGCAUACCCCCUGACAGCCAAAGAGCCAUUCAACAAUCCUGACGCCGACGUGAUCAUCCGAACUUCUGAUAAAGUCGACUUUCGAAUCUUCAAAUGCAUGCUUUCACUCACAUCUUCCGUCUUCAAAGAUUUGCUUGCUCCUGGAGGCCUUAAGUUCGAAUUUUAUGCAGACCCUACAUCUAUCCCUACCAUUACUGUGUCGGAAAACAUCACGACGAUAGACUCGCUACUCAGGCUGGUCUAUCCAGGCGCAAUUUAUCCGAACCCGCCUUUUUCUUCUUUCGAUGACGCUAAACUGUUCCUCGCUGCAGUUGCCAAGUACAACAUGAUCCCAACAAUCGCUGACCGUGCCAAGGAACUGGUCGCAGACCAGUUUCUGAAGGAACACACCGUCUCCUUGUAUGCAGUCGCAUGCGAACAUGGGUGGUGCGAUCUUGCGAGAAAGGCAGCAUGGGCAGCGUUGAAGAUUAGGGAUUUAGGGCAGCCAGGUCGGGGAGGAUACGUCAAGGAGUUGGAGACCUUGCCGGCAGCUGCAUUUUACAGACUGCUGGAGUAUCAUCAUGCAUGUGGUGUCAUUGCUAGCGAGCUGAAGUUCGAUUCCGCAUCGUUCCCACCAGCCGGGUGCCCUGGAGAUAUGGAUGUAUGCGCGUGGAACGAGCAUCGCCAAUGGCUUGUGAAGAAGUAUGUGAAAGUCUGUCGUAGCAGACUGUUGACUCGGCCACACCCGUCUACAAUUCGAAGAACGUCUACCAAAGAAUGGCUUUAUAACGACGAACGUACCCUCAAACUCCAGAUGUGCCCUAGCUGCCCUGCACAAUUCAAGUCGUUCCGCAGAGCCUAUGCCGCGAAGGUCAGAGGGGCAAUUUCCACAGUAGAAUUGGAAUUUAGGUCUUGAUCGCCAGGACCACGCACAUGUAGCAGCAGACAACCGGUUUCAUUUUGUCGAUCUUAG
Messenger RNA from Pisolithus orientalis, 1223 nucleotides. RefSeq lists its product as uncharacterized. The transcript has 3 exons. The coding region runs from base 258 to 1166 and encodes 302 amino acids. The record is from RefSeq and is a predicted model, not a curated record. Gene Ontology annotation, molecular function: protein binding. Lineage: Eukaryota; Fungi; Basidiomycota; Agaricomycetes; Boletales; Pisolithaceae.